CACCCACUCUCCACUCUCCUGUGGCCUUUUUCGUUGCUAUCGAUGUUUUGUAUUUUUUGAUAAAUUGUUUAUUUUAGUUUGAUGGAGUCGUCGUAGUGGUUUUCCAAACUCUACUGGGCAGUGGAGAGCGAGAUCACGCGCCUCUGUUUUCCGAGCAGAGUGUCGCACAAUUUUGUGGCCGGCGGAUGGCAAAAGGCCGGAAGUUGAGUAUAAGCCGGAGUGAGCGCUUCCUCGGGAGCUAUAGCAAUGGUUACGCUCAAGGCUCCAAUGGAGACGACAAAACGGAGCUCCGUGAAGAAGAUGUGUGGUCGAUGAUUGAAAGCGCGGCCAACGGAGAGGAUCUGGAGAGCGACAACAAUUCGUAUCCGCGAUUUCCGGCGGAGAAUURUGGGAACAUUACCCUCAGGACCCGCCGCAGAACAACGCCGCGCGAUGGACGGAACGUCGGCGAGGUGUCGCUUGCUUUUCAAGAUUCCGUCAUGGGGACGGCGUCGCAGAGGGAUUUCGUCAGACAAAUCCAAGGAAAUGAAGGCGUGAUGAGUAAUACUCCACGUGGACGCCACGUGGCUGCAUCCGCUCCGGUGAGCGUGCCGGAUUGGAGCAAGAUUCUGCGGGCGGAGUCGGUGGAGUCGCUGCCGGAGCUCGACGACGUGAGGUAUAACGAUGAAUCGGAGAUGAUUCCGCCGCACGAAUAUCUGGCGCGUGAAUACGCGAGGAGCCGGCACGGGGCRGCGGCGACGUCGGUUUUCGAAGGGGUCGGCCGGACUCUGAAAGGGCGAGACAUGAGGAGGGUUCGGGACGCAGUGUGGAGUCAGACCGGGUUCGAUGGUUAAUUAAAAUUUUAUGGGUACAAAUAAAAUUAAGUUUAAUGAUUGGGGUUUUUAUAUUUUUCCCCUUUUUGGGGUUUGGGCAGUGAUUCGGCCGAGUGGACUCGCUCAAACCGAGUCGACUGGUAGCGAGUGAGCCAAACAUAAUUCUUCAGUCAACUCUUCUUCGACUGGGUAUAUCGGGAUCGGAAAUUGWAUCGUUGUUAGCUCGUGUU
Messenger RNA from Momordica charantia (bitter melon), 1042 nucleotides. The record is from RefSeq and is a predicted model, not a curated record. NCBI's taxonomy places the organism in Eukaryota, Viridiplantae, Streptophyta, Magnoliopsida, Cucurbitales, Cucurbitaceae.